ACCCGCACUUUCGAUACGAACUCGCAGCCAUGGCCGUCCUUCGUGUUUUUGCAGUCCUCGCGUUCGUCGCCGUCACCUCGGUUGCGACCACCGACAGCGCCGCUGCGGUGAAGGAGGCGCAGGCGCUCGCCAAGGCGCUGCCCGCCCCCCUGCAGCAGCAGUGGACCGCCAAGAUCGCCCAGCAGACCAAGAACCUCACCGCGGCGGAGAAGAAGCUUGAGGGUCAGUUCACCGGCGAGAGCCUCAAGGGUGUCACCGCGGCCUUCGCUGAGCUCGACAAGGUGGAGCAGAAGAUCCUGGCCAACAUCACCGCCUUCGUCAAGCUGCAAAGCACCCAGACCGAUGCCAUCAUCAAGAACUACACCUCCCUUCUCACCGCGCGCGCUGCCUCACCGUCCACCGAGGAGAAGCCCAUCCACGAUGUCAGGGCCGAUGCGACCGCCGCGAUCAACUCGUGGGUGCCCCUCCUGGCGUCGGUGCACCAGUACGCCGCCCAGGCCUUCGAGAGCGCCGUGCGUGCACAGGCCACCGCCCUCAGCAAGAGCCUGAGCAACCCUGUCAACGACCAGGUCCGCGUCGCUAUCACCAACGCCGGCAUCCAGCUCCUCGAGGUGCUCGUCCAGGAGCAGAACGCCGACACCUUCCUGCUGACCAGCACCCAGUUCAACAGCUUCCAGAACUUCUUCCAGAAGUCCGAGGACGCCCUGAUCCAGCUGCUGGUGGAGGCCAAGAACAAGAAGACCAGCCAGUAAACCUGGAAGCAAGUAAAAUACACGCUUGGCGCCUA
This is a messenger RNA of Thrips palmi, 787 nucleotides long. RefSeq lists its product as uncharacterized. The record is from RefSeq and is a predicted model, not a curated record. The transcript has 3 exons. Bases 30 to 752 code for a protein of 240 amino acids. NCBI's taxonomy places the organism in Eukaryota, Metazoa, Arthropoda, Insecta, Thysanoptera, Thripidae.